AUGAAGACUAUGAUUCUACUGUUCUGUCUUCUAGGACCAGCUCAGUCCUUGCCACAUCUUAGCCCCACUUUGGGACUUCAGCCAACAAAGCUGGCUCCAGACGAGGCAACACUGCCCACCCAGCAGCAGCCAAAUCAGGUCCUCCCUUCCAUAAGUCUAAUACCAUUAACACAAAUGCUCACGCUGGGGUCAGACCUGCGUCUGUUAAGUCCUGCUGCAGGGUUGGCACCUGGCGCCCAGGCCCACUCACCAUCUCUGGGGGGACUGAAUGCACAGCAGUUGCAGCCACAGAUGUUACCAAUUUUUGUAGCACAACUUGGAGCCCAGGGUACUAUCCUAAGCUCGGAGGAAUUGCCAGUGGCCCCACAAAUCUUCACAGGCCUCAUCAUCCAUCCACUGUUCCCAGGAGGCGUCCUGCCCGCCAGUCAGGCCAGGGCUAAUCCAGAUGUCCAGGGCGGAAACCUACCUGCAGGAACCCCAGAGGGCCACCUCACCACUCCCAGAGACGACGAUGAGUCUGGAGUGACACCCCCUGCAGGCAUCCGGAGGGGGACAAGCACUGCCCAGGACACCACCACAGAACUGCCAAAUGGAAUUCAGUAA
Molecule: messenger RNA, 603 nt
Organism: Otolemur garnettii (small-eared galago)
Lineage: Eukaryota; Metazoa; Chordata; Mammalia; Primates; Galagidae
Gene: AMTN
Product: amelotin
Exons: 8
Coding region: 1-603 (200 amino acids)
Biological process (GO): positive regulation of enamel mineralization; odontogenesis of dentin-containing tooth
Cellular component (GO): basement membrane; cell-cell junction
Source: RefSeq, a predicted model, not a curated record